CAUCAUGCAUGGACGCGCGGCAGAUCCAGCGCAUGAAUCGGCAGGCUGAGGUGCUCUUCGGCAAAGAUCAUGUCCUGGAGCCCAACUUUGCUGCUCCUAUGCCAUACCCUGAUCAAUACAGGGCCCCGGAAGAGGAGGAGCUCCUUGGUGUUGAGUAUGCCAUGUGCCAGUCAACAAGCUACUCUGCGAGGCAUUACUAUGCUCAGAGAGUUGAGGAAGAGCAGGCUUGUGACGAGGAGGAACCGGCUGAGCAAAGCGAGGAGGAGAUGGCAGAUGAGGGUAUUGACAUGCCUGCAGAGGAUGAUCCCAUUGAUGUCAUCUGUAGGAAACAUGCUAUCCCAACACAAGCAGAACAGGUGGAGGAGGAGGAUAGCCCUGCUCUGCAGGAUGUGCUGAUGACCCGGAGACAUCUGCAUCUGCCAGGAAUAGAGGAAGUGGAGGCGUUAGCCUUGCUGAUGCUUGAACUGGCAGACAACAGUCACCUCCACCUUGUGCCAGCCGACCUCAGGCAGAAGAUCAUCACUGCUGCCAGUUCUCUUCAGGAGCAUGACAAGACUGCUGUCAACUUUGUGAAGAGGUACGAGUCCAGGUGGGGCUACACCCUGUUUGGCCGGUGUCUUGGGGCUGACACACCCGAGACCAGAGCAGCCCAGAAGACAAAGUUUGGGUGGAUGAGGUACCCCCAGGCAGCACAGGUGACAGAGGAUAGUCGUCUGCUGUACCUCGUUAUCAAAAUGCUGAAAAAUCAGCCUCCAACCAGUCACCUCUCUUCCCCUAGUAAAAUAACAACAUCCAUAAAGGGACAGUACAAAAGGAUUGUUGACAGAGUUAGAGACGACCCCAUCCUCUGCACUCUCUCCAUUCCUCUGCCCAAUCUAAAUGCCAAAUCCAUCUCUAAUUUCAUCUCGAGAGAAGAGAAGAAGGCCAACUACAGGGCUACAGUAACACCGACGUCAAAGCCUCACCGUACAGUGCUCUCACACGAGCAAAUGCCAGCAGCUCCAACUCUGCCAACAUCCCUACCACCACCAGCUCGACCUCAGGUGCAGUACCAGGACGUUCAUCACGUUGCUGGUAAAAGGCGUGGUGAGAAGCGGAGGUUAUAUGGUGAAGAACCGGAGCUGGUGAACCGGCCCAUUCAGCCUAAGCCUGCUGCGGCCACGCACAUAGCGCCCAGAUUGUCGGCAGCACCUGUGCUCCUGGUGGUUCCUGCACAACCACAGGCUCCCUCCAUGGGCAAGCAGUAA
Messenger RNA from Notolabrus celidotus (New Zealand spotty), 1247 nucleotides. RefSeq lists its product as uncharacterized. The transcript is spliced from 4 exons. Bases 9 to 1247 code for a protein of 412 amino acids. The record is from RefSeq and is a predicted model, not a curated record. Lineage: Eukaryota; Metazoa; Chordata; Actinopteri; Labriformes; Labridae.